Molecule: messenger RNA, 1281 nt
Organism: Caenorhabditis sp. 36 PRJEB53466
Lineage: Eukaryota; Metazoa; Nematoda; Chromadorea; Rhabditida; Rhabditidae
Source: the annotation of a GenBank genome assembly
AUGACGGACAAAGGGACACAGUGUCAUUCGACUUAUGAACAUUACUUUGCCAAACUGUACGACGAUGUUUUCGGAAUCUACGUGAGUUUUUAUAAAAAUGAUCGCCUAAGAACCAAAUGUCUAUUCAGGAGGAAGAAUUGGUACCACUUGCUUCGAUCACGGAGUUUACGAGCACCGAAGAUCAGAAAAGGCAGCGUGUCGAGAUGGCCGAGAUGAUAAAGCUGUCGAAGCUGAAGCAGAACAUGGAUAGCCUCGCGGAAGGGAGAAAAGAGUCGGAGAAAAGCAUAGUCAUCCGUCUCGCCGACGAAGUGUUCGAGCACACGGGAAACGAGGAGAACGAGAGAAAUCCCACGCACAAAACGGGCGAUGACGCGAAGAAAGUCGUGGAGGAGCUCGAGAAGCUCUCGCUGAACAGACGCCUUCAACAGGCCUACACUCCUCUCGACAUCCAUGUGCCGAACACGCCAAGCGAUCUCCAUAUUGCUCAGUGGUGAGUGUCAUUCAAUGUUCUGCUCAAUAAAAUCCUUUGUUUUCAGGAGCUUGGGAGGACCGCUGGCUCAUCAGUACAAAUUGGUCACCCACUUGCUCGCGGUGUCCAGAAACGACUCAAAACCGCGUUUCUACGAGAUGGUCGCUCAUUAUCUUGCGGUACUAAACUCGAUUCAGUAGAACAUGAUGAACGACAAAGAAUUUUAGUUCCGGGAGAACAUGCAGUAUGCUCCGAGGAACGACGAGGAGAUCAGUUAUUUCAUCAAGGACUACACAUUCGACAAGGUUGAAGAACUGGAGAUCAUAGCCAUGUUCUAUCCGAACACGCACCCGAUGAAAACUGUGGACGACAGAGAAUUGGCCCAGGAAGGAGCUUCGUUCGCGAAGAUGUUCCUGAAGCUGAACUUUCUCACCGAGCACAAUCAGAUAUUCAAGACGUUUGUGAAGAAGUGCUUUGACAUGAAGGAAGAAGGUAUUGUUCUGCGAAGUAUCCGCUAAAAAUGAAUGUUUUCAGUGCGCAACAUGUUGGCCAGCCGCUACUUGUACAAGAGAAUGAAGGUUCUCGGAGCCCAGUUCUACUUGACCAAGUGCCUGAAGCACAACAUUUAUCGCAUCAUCUGGGAGAGAAAGUUCUACCACAUGGAUGACUACUUCGUCUGCCUCGUUCUCUUCAUGCACGACAAGGCGGGCAACAUCACCUGGGAAGAGGUGGAGGAACUUCUCUACCCGGAAGCUAAGGAUAUCAUCCGCCGCUCGUUUAUCUUGAGCAGACAGAAGAGCGUUGUGGAGUAA